Drosophila persimilis is the source of this 1879-nucleotide messenger RNA. It is a transcript of the gene Seipin, whose product is annotated as seipin. Gene Ontology annotation, biological process: lipid storage; lipid droplet organization. NCBI's taxonomy places the organism in Eukaryota, Metazoa, Arthropoda, Insecta, Diptera, Drosophilidae. The record is from RefSeq and is a predicted model, not a curated record. Gene Ontology annotation, cellular component: endoplasmic reticulum membrane. The coding region runs from base 511 to 1617 and encodes 368 amino acids. The transcript is spliced from 3 exons.
UAUUUUUCGGCAUUCGAUGUUCGGUCACGAUGAAUGAUCCGAUCCCACAACCGGCUGACUGACUAACUAAAUAAAUAGUGGAUGUUGUUGCUAUCCGAAAUCUGAUCAUCUCAACAAUAAUAAUUGAAAGCGCCGGCAACGAAUGCCAGAAAUCCAAAAGCUCAAAUCUGCUGCCUGUUGCGCUGUUGUCGCUGCCGUUGACCUUUGAGCUGGUACAACGUCUAGCGCUUGCUAUCGACGGCGGGCGGACUCUUUCAGAGCACAUGAAUCAGCUCUGGGCCAUAGGGGCAAGCGUGCGUGCGAGCGAGAGGGCCGGGCAAAUCUAGCAAUAGCCCAAAACCGAAAGCCGGUCGGUCCACUAUCAAGUCGAUAAGCAAUCGGUUGAUACGUACAGAAUACUUAUUGCACGGCAAUAACAAUAACCGUAUUUAGUUGCUGUCAACUUGGCGACGCCUCAGUUUGUGUGGUGCAUUCGCUGCUCGAUUCGCUUCGGUCAAGGCCAACAACAUCAUGAACUUCCUGCUGCGCUUCAUCGUGUUCUGCUUCGAUCCGUUGGGCCUGGGGCGACGCUUUUUGGUCCGGCCAGCUCUAAAUGUGGGGUGGAAUGUGUACGAUCGGGUGCGCAGCAAAGCGGACGAGAAGGUCGGAACUGUGCGGGAGCUGGUGCUGCGCCUGGGACUGAUCGCUUUUGCCGUCGUCCUGAUCAUCUGGCUGGCAGUGUUCAUGUACGCGGCCUUCUACUAUAUCUACAUGCCGGCCAUUUCGCACACGCGUCCCGUGCACAUGCAGUUCAAAACAUGCCUGGAGACAAGUACGCCUUGCACCUUUCCCCACGCCCACGUCUCGCUGACCAAGAAGCAACAGCUGCUGAUGGUGGGCCAGGCGUACAAGGUUAUCGUGAACAUUGAUAUGCCAGAGUCGCCUCAGAAUCUUGAGCUGGGAAUGUUCAUGGUGUGCGCUGAAAUGCGCGACUAUGACUCUAUGCUGCGCGGCCACUCCUGCCGCUCGGCAAUGAUGCGCUAUCGAUCACCGCUCAUCCGUAUGAUAUCCACGUGGGCCCUCAGUCCCCUGUAUGUGCUCGGCUGGAAGGAGGAGUUCCAGCAGGUGCCCGUCGAGAUAUUCUCACGCUAUCUGGAGGAGCGACAGCACCCCAUCACCGAUGUCUACGUGGAGAUACAGUCGCAGAAGAUCCAGUUCUAUACGGUCACCCUUCACAUAGUGGCUGAUUUUACCGGCCUGCGCUAUAUAAUGUUUAAUUGGCCCGUCCUCUCGGCCAUAGUGGCCAUUAGCACCAAUCUAUUCUUUAUAUUGGUCGUUUUUCUGCUCAGCUGGUACCACUGGUCCGACGCCAGCUGGCUGCACAGUUUACAAAUCAAGUACGCACGGCUCACGAACACGCUGCAGUCCGGUGCAGGCAGUGUGAUCCUUUCCAGCACGAGCAUGAGUAGCCUGCGCGACGACGAUCUUCUCUCGCUGGACGAGAAGUCUGACAUAGCCGAUGUUGGUGGUGGCGAUGCCGAUGAUCUGAUGGUGGAAAAGUCCCUGGACAAGCACAGCCAUGGCCGGGACGCCAAGGAUGCACUGCGUCAGCGCAAAACGAAACGGACCGACCAAUGACGUCGCCCUCGUAACGUGACCAAUGAUGACUAUCGAAAGCAGUAGCAGUAGCAGUAGCAGAACUACGAACGCGACGCUUGAGCCAAAGACUAAUAGAUUUAGGAUUAACUUAAUACUCCUACGAUGCUGCAGGGCAGCCACAUUUGCAUUCUAUCUGAAGUAUUCUUGCGGUCGUAUAAUGCCUAACUCUAAUUGUAAUCAUCACAGCCCAGUCAAUCACUAUGAAUACAUUUCAGUUCACGUUGAAAUAUUGCAAUAUUCA